Messenger RNA from Dreissena polymorpha, 1373 nucleotides. RefSeq names its product pantetheine hydrolase VNN2-like. The record is from RefSeq and is a predicted model, not a curated record. NCBI's taxonomy places the organism in Eukaryota, Metazoa, Mollusca, Bivalvia, Myida, Dreissenidae. The transcript has 2 exons. The coding region runs from base 99 to 422 and encodes 107 amino acids.
UGAAAAGCACAAGUGUUUGUCUGGUAAAAUGAUAUAAACACCUCGCAUGUCUUCCUGAAACUGUGUCUUCUUUGCGGAUGAGAGAAUAAAGAUCAGCUAUGCUACACUCGUUUGGGAUCGUUUGCUUGAUCUGCGCUUUUGCGCAAAUGGUCAUUGGUGAAACUUCAAACACUUUCAAGGCUGCUGUGUACGAGCACGCUGUGCAUCUGCCUAAUGUUUCCAUCGUUCCAAUGCAACGUGAUCAGGCGGUAGAGGCCAUGAUGGUCAACAUCCGUGUGUAUCAAGAAACGGCUACACUUGCGGCAAGCAUGGAGCGAACUUACAUCUUCCCGCAAUGGGUUUUCGUGGCAGCGGUAUCUACACGCCACAAGGAGCGGCCGGAUAUUACUACAACACCAGUAAUGAAAGUGGCGGGCAGCUGAUUGUUCGGGAGAUUCCUAUUGUUCAACAUCCAAGCGAUGCUGCUUGUUCCGGUGAUCAGAAGACUGCUUCUGGAGACCAGUCCCCGAGGCCAGGUACAGAAUCCCAUCAGGUAGCUAACACAAAUGAACCCGUGUUUACAGCUCUGCUCUUCCAUGACUUGCAUUCUCUUGUAAAACUACAUCCCGGUGUUGGAAAUGCGUCCGUAUGCAAUAACAAGCUUUGCUGUCAUGUUGCAUACACCAUCAAAGAUACAAGUUCCGUUGUAACUCUCCAAAAACGAGAACAUGCGUCUAAUGCCAAUCACCAUCACCCCAACGACAGCAACAACACCGAUCAUGAUUUGCACGUCGAAAACAACACUUUGCCAGUCCUUUAUUCAGUCAGUGCUCCAGAGGAAUUUUACGCCUUAGGAGCUUUUGAUGGACUUAACACCUAUGACGGAAAUUAUUACAUCUAGGCGUGUACGGUAAUAAGAUGUCUCAGAUCACAGUUAAACGUUUCAUGUAACGACCACAUUGACGGGCUCUUCAAACCGGACAUGGGGAGUUUCGAAAUCUAUGGGAAUUUCUCGUCAUCUUACCUUUACCUAGAGGUUCUUCUGCAAGGCGACUCUGAUUUCCUACUAACCGACUAUCCACGUAGCUGGGCGUUCAGCGGAGAGCACCUACAAGUCAACAAACCGCUUCCGUCUACACUUGCAGUAGGCGCAGUAUUUGGUCGGGUGUAUUCACGUGAUUAAACAGACGUCACACAGUGGAAAACGAGGUUCAAAUUCCAGUGCAACAUAAAUUUGAUUUGAAAACUCGGGAGCUUACUCCAGUGCCGGUCAAAUGACAUUGAUUUACAUUAAUUACGUUAAGUGUGUAUAAAAGCAUUGAUUUAAAAAAUCUUAAAUAAUUCGCUUGUGCUUGUAUAUGAAUUGUAUGUGAUUAAAACGUCAUCUCAAUUAA